AUGGCGGGCCAAACGGGACAGCAGCAGCCCGAUCGCGGCUUCCGCGAGGCUGUGCUGGGGAGAUGCUUCGUCCAGGACGCCAUGGAACGGUUUGGCGACGGCGCCCCCGAGAUCAUCCGACAACACGAGCGCGACCACAUCCACCAGGUAGCGACCGAGACGAUUGUCCAAGGGGUCCCGACGGACCAGAUCUUCACCGGAUCGGAGCAGGACGACCCCGCGGCGGCGUCGGAGCAGCAGCCGCUGGAGAAGCACGUCCCGCGGAUGCCGUACUAUCGGAAUAACCUGACGGCGCUGUCGCAGCGAUACAAUCUCUACUUCGCGGCGUACGAGAACAGGAUAUUCGUCUACCGGCCCAAGAGCGCGCUCCGGCAUGCGCUCCCCCGCGAACCGAACCUGAUACUAGCCACGAAGCCGGACAAGGUCGCGAUCCACGUCGGCGGCACGCUCGACCCCCGCUUCCACCACCAGACGAACCACAUCACCACCGGCUUCCUCGGGCGGGAGGAGGUCCUGGUGGCGGCGUACGACGACGGGUCCGUCAUCGCGUGGUACAUCGGCUCCAUCGCAGACUUCGUCGACCGCCGGACGGCCGCCGUGCCGACGCCCUUCUUCCGCGACAACGUGGGGCGCUCGGCGUGGGGCAUCGUGGUGCACCAGCAGUCGCGCCUCAUCGCCGUCAGCUCCAACCGGUUCGAGGUGACGGUGUUCGCGUUCGCGCUCUCGCGGCUGCCGGAGGCGCUGUGGCGGCGGGACAGGCCGUACAGCCACUGCGAGGCGUGCGUCUUUAAGAGGAAGAGGAACUGGCGCAUCGUGAUUCCGCUCGGCGACGGCGGGCACAACAUACCCAACAUCUCCAUCUGGGACGACGAGGACGGGUUCGCGGAGAAGGUCGUCGCCAUCGACAUCAACGGCACGCUGUGGAUCCUGGACAUCUGGAAGCCCAAGACGAAGGCGAUCCAGAUCCAGCACAGGACGCAUGUGACGCACCAUUGGAACUUUCGUCACCAGAUGGGUUGGGGUGUUGCGGUUCUACCGUAUGAAAGCUUUCUGCCCGCGUACUCGUCGGCAGAGUUGCUUGGGCUGGAAGAGAGCGACAUUAUGAAUUCGAAACCUCCGCUUGCUGGACGCUGGGUGGAGACACAGAAGAGCCUGGCCAAUGUGCGCAACCACCCGUCACCCCUUUCUGCACAAGCCGUCCCAGAGCCCGAGCCUAACGAGAUAUUUGCUCUCGCUCCCAUGGGGUUUGAGGUGCCGCCUUUGGAUGGUGGGGCAUGGAUAGACGACGAACUGGCGGGAAAUCCGCCGGGGGGCAACGGGCCGGCGCUCACGAUAGACGUUGACGACAGCGACGAUGAGGAGGAGGACAGCGACAGCGAUGGUAGUGCUCCGCUGGACAUGCAACCGCCGGCCGAAACAUUGUCGUCCGACUCUAGCGACACCGACGGGAGUGCACCGCUGCACGAAGACGAGAUUGAGGACGAUAGCGACAGCGACGGUAGUGCUGCGCUGCCGAACUUUUUGGAAGCCCAAGACUGGUUUACACAACUGCCCGUCAACUACCCCCCGGAACAGGAUCCUCCCCUGGCGCAUGUGCACCCAAUCGAUGCCGCGCUUGGGGCAUUGGAAAAGAACAAAGACCAACCAGGAUGGCACACACGCAUCGGGUCGGAAAUUGAACCGUUUCGCGACAUGGUGUACCUUCCCCACGAAGGCAAGGCCUUCAGCUGGCCGGACUCGUUGGCCGGAAGGGUGCGUUUCCACAAGAGGGAGAGAGUGCGGAACCGCAACACGGUCGACCAGGACCCGGACGUGCUGGACGAGCUCGCGAGCCGCAGCUGCAUCAUGCGGACCUACGAGUAUGACAUCGAGCUUAGGAGCAUCAACAUGGACGACGGCGCGGCGGUGGUCUGCAGGGACCCAAUCAACUUCGACCCCGCGCAGAACAUGUUCAUGCAGCACGCCGAGCGCCUCAACAUGAUCAUCCACGUGCCGGAGCUGUCGCUCGUGGUGGUCGGCUCCGCCAUCGGGCGCGUGGUGCUGCUGACGCCCACCCGGACAGGGUAUCCGCACGGGCUGCGCGGGGACGGCUUCAAGGUCAAGAACGGGUUCCGGAUCGACUGGGUCCUGCCGACGCGUGCGGACGAAGAUGCUGGGAAGAGGCCCAACAGGAGUCUGUACGGCAUCGCGGUGGGCCCUGUGCAAGAGGCCGGCGCGCCUGGGUGUCUUUUGAGAGCGGACGGUGCGGCGGCGCCGUCGCCUGCGACGAGGCGGUACCGGCUCAUGCUGCAUUACCGCGACCAUAGGAUUUUGAGUUAUGAUAUUGGAAGGGAUGAGAAGGGGGAGCACCUUCUCGUCUUUUGA
This is a messenger RNA of Colletotrichum siamense, 2364 nucleotides long. RefSeq lists its product as uncharacterized. Bases 1 to 2364 code for a protein of 787 amino acids. The record is from RefSeq and is a predicted model, not a curated record. Lineage: Eukaryota; Fungi; Ascomycota; Sordariomycetes; Glomerellales; Glomerellaceae. The transcript is spliced from 4 exons.